Pedinophyceae sp. YPF-701 is the source of this 2268-nucleotide messenger RNA. The record is from the annotation of a GenBank genome assembly. NCBI's taxonomy places the organism in Eukaryota, Viridiplantae, Chlorophyta, Pedinophyceae.
AUGAAGGAAGCGGACAUCAACAUCGAGGUCGUGGCCUCGCUGCCGUUCUUCGCCGGCCUCCUGGCGCUGGUGAUGGUGGUCGGGCUGUACCUGAAGAUCCGCUCGUCGCCCGACGGCGAGGGCGUCCAGGUCGAGAUCUCGCGCCAGGUCCAGGAGGGCGCCCAGUCCUUCCUGCGCACCGAGUACCUGUAUCUCAUUCCCUUCUCCAUCGCGUGCGCGGCGUUCAUCGUCGGCGUGCUCGAGGGCCAGGCUUCGCCCCCGCUCGGCUUCACCCAGAAGGGCGGCUGGCAGACGAUGAUCUGCUUCUUCGUCGGCGCUCUGCUGUCGGCGACGGCGGGCUACAUGGGCAUGAUGGUCGCCACGAUGUCCAACGUGAAGACGAUGGAGGCCGCCAAGACGGGCCUGAACCCCGCCCUGCGCGUGGCCUUCUCCGCCGGCGCCGUCAUGGGCUUCACCGUCGUCUCGCUCGGCCUGCUCGGCAUCACCAUCCUGCUGUACAUCUUCACCAAGGGCCGGAACCCGGACAGCUCGGACGAGGGGCAGUACAUGAAGGACGCGGUGCGCUUCCUCACGGGCUUCGGGUUCGGCGCGUCCUCGAUCGCGCUGUUCGCGCGUGUGGCCGGCGGCAUCUACACCAAGGCCGCGGACGUCGGCGCCGACCUCGUCGGCAAGGUCGAGAGCGACAUCCCCGAGGACGACCCGCGGAACCCCGCGACGAUCGCGGACAACGUCGGCGACAACGUCGGCGACGUUGCCGGCAUGGGCGCGGACCUGUUUGAGUCGUUCUGUGGUUCGAUCAUCGCGGCGGCGACGCUGGCGGACUCGCGGGCGCAGAUCGCGUUCCCGUUCUGGAUCGCGGGCGGCGGCAUCGUGUGCGCGAUCAUCGGGUUCUUCGUCGUGCGCACGAAGGACGACGCGAACCAGAAGCAGCUCCUGCACUCGAUCCACGGCGGCAUGUACACCGCCGCCGUGCUCGUGGUCGGGCUCUCGGCGCUCCUCACGUACGCCGUGUUCGACGACAACGAGGUCGUCGGCACCAGCGACGCCUGGAAGAUCUACGGCUGCAUCCUCAUCGGCCUCCUGACCGGCAUCCUGAUCGGCGAGUCGACCGAGUACUUCACGUCGUACGCUUACUCCCCCACCAAGUCGAUCACUGAGGCCGGUUCGAUGGGUGGCGCGGCGACGGUCAUCAUCCAGGGUCUCGGCGUGGGCAUGCUGUCGUGCCUGCCGCCCGUGAUCUUCAUCGGCGUGGCCAUCAUCGCGUGCAACGAGCUCUCGGGCGUGUACGGCGUGUCCAUCGCCGCCGUCGGCAUGCUCUCCACGCUCGGCGUGACCCUCGCCACGGACGCCUACGGCCCCGUCGCCGACAACGCCGGCGGCAUCGCCGAGAUGACGCCCGACUGCCCGGACUACGUCCGCGAGCGCACGGACCUCCUCGACGCGCUGGGCAACACCACGGCCGCCACGGGCAAGGGCUUCGCGAUCGGCUCCGCGGUGCUCACGGCGCUGUCGUUCCUCGUGUCGUACGCCGAGCAGAUCGACGUGACGGCCGUGUUCGACCUGAAGGACCCCCUCGUGCUCGCCGGCCUCAUCGGCGGCUCCAUGCUCCCGUACCUCUUCGCGGCCCUGACGAUGCUGUCGGUGCGCAAGGCCGCCGGCGCGAUCAUCGUCGAGGUGCAGCGCCAGUUCCGCGAGAUCCCCGGCCUCCUCGACGGCAAGGAGGGCGUCAAGUGCGACACCACGGCCUGCGUGCGCAUGUGUACGCAGUCGUCCCUCAAGGAGAUGCUCCUCCCCGGCGCCAUCGCCGUCUUCUCGCCCAUCGUGGCCGGCCUCCUCGUGGGCGCCCGCUUCCUCGCGGGCAUCCUCGGCGGCUCCAUCGCGUCGGGCUUCAUGCUCGCCAUCAUGAUGUCGAACGCCGGCGGCGCGUGGGACAACUCGAAGAAGUACGUGGAGAACGAGAACGUGUACGGCGGCAAGAAGAGCGCGACGCACAAGGCGGUGGUCGUCGGCGACACGGUUGGCGACCCGUUCAAGGACACGUCGGGCCCCGCGCUCAACAUCCUGAUCAAGCUCAUGUCGGUGUUCGCGCUCGUGAUGACGCCGCUGUUCAAGAUCGACGACUGGGAGACGUGGUGGGGCGGCCUGAUCGCGCUGGCCAUCAUGUGCGUCGUGGUCGGCAUCGCCUACUACUACGCGUGGGUGCGCGAGGACGACCCGCUGAAGCGGGCGCUGGAGGAGAAGGAGAAGGAGGAGAAGAACAAGGCGUGA